UAGAAGUUUAGAUUCAUCGGCCUCGAGGUCUGAUAUUCAUCGGACUCAAACGAACUCGGACAUUCUCGAAGACCUCCCUCCUGAACUGCAAACUAGGCUGCACACUGCGAUCUUGUCGAAGAUGGCCGCCACGAACGCCAGCACCGUUUUCACGUACAUGUACGAUCCCCAGUCAUGGACUUUUGGGACAACCAGUUUGAUCGUCGCAGUGGUGGCUGUUGUGUCAAUCCGCGUGCUCACUAUCGGGAUGGAAAGGAGGAAGUACAAUAUGCCACCGGGUCCUCGAUCCUAUCCGCUGAUAAAGAAUAUGCUCGAGAUGAAAGGGGUGGAAAUGCACGAGACAUGGUGGAGCUUGUCGCAGACUAACAAGUGGCCCGUUAUGAGCUUCGGAUUCAUCGGUAAGCCAACUAUCAUCGUGAGCUCUCCAGAGGCAACGAAGGAGAUGCUUGUCACGAAGGGUACCAUCUUCAAUUCACGGGACAAGGAUACUUACGCCAGCCUGGGCCUGACGAUGAGCCCCGAUGGUAAGUCCGAGAUGGGAGCUCUUUUCACGCCUCACGGUCCUUCAUGGAAGAUAACCAGGAAAAUCAUGGUGGCAGGACAGAACGAGUUCAAGAAGAUUAUGGGGGACGAUUACGUCGUGAACGUUCUUCUGCCACAACUGUACGCGGAAAUUGACAACGAAGUUGCGAUCGAUGCUCGCACUCGAGUCGCCAAAAUGAUGGUAAUGAGGAUAUUGCUGGUGUUCGUCUUCGGGCCCGGAGCUGAGCAGUACGCCAAUAUGCUUGUUCCUCUGAACGAUGAGCUCUUCCGUGUCGUGGACAUCAACAACAGGAUAGAGUUCUUUCUCCCGCCUAUUGCGAAGCCGGUGUCCUGGGUUUAUUAUAGGCUGUUCCAGAAGGGUCUCGUCGCAAAAAAGCACAAGGCUUACGAAGAAAUCCUCUCUCAACGGGGCAUAAGGUAUAAUUUGAAGAACGAGUGGUCUCUGAGUGACAUGGUUCAAGAAUAUGAGAGGAAUGGCGAGAUCAACCACCAUCAAGCACUCCAGAUAUACGAGGAGUGCUUCUUCGGCGGCCAAGACACGACGGCUGGCGCAGUCGAAGGGAUUCUGAAAAUGAUAGUCGAAAAUCCGAAAGUUCUCGUGAAGGUGCAGCAAGAGAUGGACGAGGUGCUGGGUGAAGGAGAGCAGUUCAGACUCACUGACGUGGAGAGGCUGCCAUACUUUCAAGCACUGAUCAAGGAGGGCCUGCGGCUUCACCGAGCUAUCCCCGUGCUGAAUCCUCACUGCGCACAUGAGGACUCAACUCUCGGAGGCUACGACAUCCCGAAAGAUACACUGGUGACGGUGAACAUUUGGGGUCUAGCUCGAGACCCGGAAGCUUUCCCCGAUCCUUAUGAGGUGAAACCCGAGAGAUUUCUCGGUGUAGAUACGAACUAUAGCGGGACGGACGGCAAGUACAUUGUCUUCGGCCUUGGGCAGCGCAUCUGCCCAGGUCAAAGUGUGGCUCUGUUCAUGGUGAACAUGCUGAUCGGAAGCCUGUGCCAACGGUACAAGUUGGCUCUAGCAAAGGACUGGAAGCAUGAACGUGACGCGGGUACCUUCUUCAAGGAGGUCGCUCUGCACCUGAAUUUGAUGAGACGGGUUGAUUCUCACGAAAUUGCUGGAUAGAAGGUCUCAAAGGCAGAAAAUUAAUCUGAAUAAUUUGUUAGAAUGGUUUUACUGGGAGCGGACCUACUGGUGCUGAAGGUGAUGAAGGGUUCGGUGGUCAUCGAGGCGUUGUGAUAUGGCAACAUGGCAAUUUAUGAACAUUAGUGAGGAGAACUCUCGAGGCAUUGCUUGGCUCUUCUAGGAGCGGAGUCGAUCUCGACAGGUCUCAACAAGCCCCGUGAUUGUAUGUUAGUGAACUUAAACUCAAUCGUUCGAAAAUUCUCGUAAAAUCCGAAUGGUCAGUUUCGGUUGGAAAUUUAUGUCUAUUUUAUUUAAGUUUAUUAUCACAAGCAUGUUGAAAUCCAUAGAAUUACAAAACUAGGUAAACAAUACCUAGUUUUGCAAUGUCUAUGUAAAUAUAUGUGAAGUACAUAUAUCUGACAUGUGACAUCACCAAAUCCUUGAGGCGAUUAAGGGUUGGGUGGUCAUCGAGGCGUUGUGAUUGGCAACUUUUAAAAACAUUAGAGAGGAUUACUCUUGAGGCAUUGCUUGGCUCUUCUUGGAGUGGAAUCGAUCUGGAUAGCUCUUAGCAUGUUACGUGAUUUUUAUGUUGGUUCUAGUAAGGGCAAUUCAACACUACAUUCGGAUUAGA
Marchantia polymorpha subsp. ruderalis is the source of this 2300-nucleotide messenger RNA. The record is from the annotation of a GenBank genome assembly. NCBI's taxonomy places the organism in Eukaryota, Viridiplantae, Streptophyta, Marchantiopsida, Marchantiales, Marchantiaceae.